UUGCAUGUGUGUUUCCACUGUGCUGCAGAUUCUCUGGUAGAAACACUGAAUAAAUUACUCAUUUAUUUCAUUUAUACACUUCUGAAUAUCAAGAUCAUCAUGGCAGAUGUAGCACCAGACAGCACCGUCCCAAAUGAUUCAUCAUCCACUAAGGAGGAGUCCAGGAUCGAACCUGAACCCCAGGAGGAGACAAAACAAGAAGAACCGUCUGUCGAAGAAAGCGAGGGAAAAGAACAGAGCAACUCCAAUGUCUACCGCUACAUCAAGGAGGAUCUGUUUACCUCUGAGAUUUUUAAAGUGGAGAUCCAGAACCUGCCCAAGUUCACCGGCUUCAACGACCUGAAGAAGUUCCUGAACAAGCACGGUCUGAAUCCUCACAAGAUCAAGCUGAUUGGGAGACAGACGUUUGCCUUCGUCACCUUCAAGAAUCAGGACGAUCGGGACAAGGCUAUGAAGCUGGUACAUGGCAUGCAGUGGAAGGGGAAAGUGCUGAGUGUGCGUCUGGCCAAACCCAAAGCCGACCCCAUCGCCAAGAAGCGCAGACAGGACGGGGAAGCGGCGGACCACGUGCAGCCCGCUUCCAAACGCCCUACCGACGAGCGGGACGCGGGCGAGGAAGAGCCUCUCAGCACCCAGAUUGCCAACGCGGUGACGCCCCUGUGGCAGGUCCAGUACGAGGAGCAGCUGAAGAGGAAAGAGUGUGAGGUGGAGGCCGUCCUGCAGAAGCUCGCCAGGGAAAUUGGGAAUAAUAAUAAAGCCAUGCUGCCGUGGCUGUUCGUACAGAAGGAGAAAAAUAAGGGCAUGUGCUGCCCACUCAAGCCCAUCAGGCCAUCACCUCUACAGACCGAGUACAGGAACAAGUGUGAGUUUGUGAUCGGGACGGGCGCUGAUGGAGAAGAUAAGACGGUAGGAUUUCGCUUGGGCAAGUACAAAGGUGGCACGUGUGCUGUUGUGAGUCCCUCUGACACCAUCCACAUUCCUAAAGAAGCCAAGCACGUCGUCCAGGCCUUCCAGAAAUACAUCAGGACUAGUCCGUAUGCAGUCUACAGCCCGGAGACAUACGAGGGUCACUGGAGGCAGCUAACAGUACGAACCAGCAGGACCAGUCAAAUCAUGGCCAUGGUCUUCUUUAAUCCACAGAAGCUCUCGGUGGAGGAGAUUGAAGCUCUGAAGAGCUCUAUGAAGCAGUUCUUCACAGACGGAGAAGGGAAAGACAGCGGGGUCACGUCCCUGCACUUCGUGAGGAUCGGUCAGAGGACCUGCGCUGGCACAGAGGAUUUGCCGUGUGAGCUGGUGGCUGGAGACGCGUGGAUCCACGAGGAGCUGCUCGGCCUCAGAUUUCGCAUCUCCCCUCAUUCCUUCUUCCAGACUAACACACCGGCAGCGGAGGUGCUGUACUCGUCCGUGGGCGAAUGGGCACAGCUGGACCAGGAGAGCACUGUGCUGGAUGUGUGCUGUGGAACAGGAACCAUCGGCAUCUCUCUGGCAAAGAGGGUGAAGAAGGUGAUCGGGAUCGAACUGUGUCAGGAAGCUGUGGAGGACGCUAAAGUGAACGCUAAAGCUAACGGUCUGACCAACAUCGAGUUCCACUGUGGUAAAGCGGAGGACAUUUUCCCUACAGUGCUCAACGCUGUCGUGUCUCCUAACGUCACUGCAAUCGUGGAUCCUCCCAGAGCAGGGCUACAUUCCAAAGUCAUUCUGGCCAUUAGACGAGCGGAACAUUUGAAGAGGCUGGUGUACGUAGCGUGUAAUGCUAAAGCAGCCAUGAACAACUUCGUCGAUCUGUGCAGAGCGCCGUCCAACCGGGUCCGAGGAGAUCCAUUCCGUCCAGUGCGAGCCAUGGGGGUGGAUCUGUUCCCCCAGACCAUGCACUGCGAGACCAUCCUGCUGUUCGAGAGGGUCGACUACGGCUCCAACGAUAACGCCGCCAAGCCCCAAACCACAGAGAAGUGAGGGCGCACCGGCGUUCCUCCUGUACCGCGGUGUAGAUUCUGUGGUAGCACCGGACUCGGAUCAUGAGUGGAAUGGGUGCAGAAGGAGCGGGCAUGAGUUUAAAAUGUGCCAUACAGGGAAGAACACCAGGAAAACUGGAUCAUUUCAUUAACUUUAUCUUAAUAAAGGCAUUUUGUGUUCAUUUUAGAGAUACUGGACUGGUACUGGUAUUGCCAAUGCUUUAAGGUAUUACUUAUAUUUCCCAGACUGCCAUUGGACUACCAAAGCGCACACCAAACAUUAUUUUUUAGACGCUCCUGCCUAAUGUACAAACAACUUGUGUUUUCCCAAAACUGUUUUGUGAGGUUAAUAAUGGGUUAAUAAAUCUGAAUAAAUAGACCAUUUAUUUAUUUAAA
Messenger RNA from Trichomycterus rosablanca, 2348 nucleotides. RefSeq names its product tRNA methyltransferase 2 homolog A (gene trmt2a). The record is from RefSeq and is a predicted model, not a curated record. Bases 100 to 1953 code for a protein of 617 amino acids. Gene Ontology annotation, biological process: RNA processing. Gene Ontology annotation, molecular function: RNA binding; RNA methyltransferase activity. Lineage: Eukaryota; Metazoa; Chordata; Actinopteri; Siluriformes; Trichomycteridae. The transcript has 13 exons.